Messenger RNA from Exaiptasia diaphana, 1188 nucleotides. Its product is annotated as melanin-concentrating hormone receptor 2. The record is from RefSeq and is a predicted model, not a curated record. Gene Ontology annotation, biological process: neuropeptide signaling pathway. Gene Ontology annotation, molecular function: G protein-coupled peptide receptor activity. NCBI's taxonomy places the organism in Eukaryota, Metazoa, Cnidaria, Anthozoa, Actiniaria, Aiptasiidae. Gene Ontology annotation, cellular component: membrane.
GUAGUUGCGUGUAUAAUCCUAAUUCUCUCCGUACUCGCCAAUACGCUAGUUUUACGUGGAAUAUACCUAACUCGCUGUAAGCCAUUAAGCUACAUUCUCAUCGCUAACAUCGCCGUGGCGGAACUCCUUGGUGCAUUUUUAACACCCUUUGGACUCCACUACCUGACAAAGCCUUGGAGCUGGGUAUUUGGUAAAGUCAUGUGUAUACUGAUUCCUCCCGCAGAUGUUUGUUGUUCUAUCGUGGUAUCGUUUACCCUGGCAGCUUUUUCUGUGUACGGUUGUAUGGUUUUAAGAAAACCUCAAAAGCGCACGCUGAAGAUCACUGUAUACGUAUCAGUUGUCAUGUCGUGGUUGUGGGGCUUGGCACUUACGGUCCCCAUGACAAUUUUCUCAGAGCUUAAGUCGUACCCGUUAUGCAAAGGUGGAGAGGUUGCAUCAUGCGUGCUUCCUGGAGACAGUAAAGACUUGGUCAAGUGGACAUACGUCAAUGUUGCACCGUUUGUCUGCCGCCUUAUGAUCCCAUUUGCGGUGACGAUUAUGGCGUAUGGAACACUGCUCUUUAAGAUUAAAAAACUCAUCGGUAGAACGCGAGAUUGUAGCCAACGACAAGAGAUGUCAGCGCAUGUCAUUUCCAUAAGCAACAUUGAGGAACAAAASGUCCAACAAGACAACACUGACGAACACCAAGAAGAGGCGCCCGCAACGGCGAAUAACGAGCCGCGAUCCAGGAUUAACGAGCUGGAGAAUAAGCUACGAAGAAUCAUCUACUGGAUGGUGAUUAUCUAUCUUAUUUGCUACGCGCCUGAACACUUUACAUUCCUCUCGUGGCGCUUCGACUGGGUCGUUAUCGAUCACAUGAUGGUCUUCCGAAAGCACACUUUUGUCGUAAUGACUGUCCCUAAGCUUUUGCAUCCGAUUUGCUUUGGAUGGGCGGCUGGGAUUAUACAGAGAAACUUCRACUGUUUCCUUUGACUAAAAAAGACUUGAAAAGAAAAAAAAUAUUAAAGCAGCGUUCAUCUGAAAGAAAUUUCGUUUUCCAACGCACUUAUCUAUCCAUUUAAUAUUUUUUUCUUGGAAAUUAACAGACAUUUUAAACGAUAUUUUAAUCAAAUGAGCUGAUUGCAAGUGAUGCACAGAAGACAGCUUUCACGCAGGCACUGUCAAAGCUUUUGUAGAGAUCCGUGUUUA